AUGUCUAACGAAGAUGGCAUUUCUGUUUCCCCUGAUCCCAGGACGGACAGCAGGGCUUAUCCCUCAACUGGCUUAUACUUUCCACAAGGAUAUCCCUCCCCACACGAGUCGCAGGUCUCGCUACCGGUCUCCGACGCCACGAAUUCUUCUAAUAAGUACCGUAAAGCAUGCGAUGCUUGUCGAUUGAAAAAAAUUCGCUGUUUGGGAGAAAGACCGGUUUGUUCAAACUGUCAGAGUCUGAAUAUUGCUUGUGUUUACGGAGUUCGCAAAAAAAAACGUGUGGUUGCUACAGAAAACUCGGCCACUGGCUCUAACGUAAACAUUGAGAAACGACUUAUUCGUAUUGAAAGUAUGCUCCGUUCCGUCGUGAACUCGACUCAGCAUCUCAAUGCGGAUGCAGCAACCAAAUCGUUAGAGGAUAAUUUGGGUGAUGCCGAGUACGGACUUAACGAACCCUCGACAAUCGCAGAAAUUGACGAUGCCGCAUACACUGGCAACCACAAGCCCGGUGGAUUGUUUGACGGAUUUUAUAUGAAAGACUCUUUGGGCCGGGUUUACACAUUUUUGGCCCGUCCUCAUUUCUUUUGUUUUUAA
This is a messenger RNA of Schizosaccharomyces japonicus yFS275, 594 nucleotides long. RefSeq lists its product as hypothetical. The transcript has a single exon. Gene Ontology annotation, cellular component: nucleus. Bases 1 to 594 code for a protein of 197 amino acids. Gene Ontology annotation, biological process: DNA-templated transcription; regulation of DNA-templated transcription; regulation of transcription by RNA polymerase II. Lineage: Eukaryota; Fungi; Ascomycota; Schizosaccharomycetes; Schizosaccharomycetales; Schizosaccharomycetaceae. The record is from RefSeq and is a predicted model, not a curated record. Gene Ontology annotation, molecular function: DNA-binding transcription factor activity, RNA polymerase II-specific; zinc ion binding; DNA binding.